AUGAGACUAGAACUUUUCGUUUUGUUAACCGUUCUCUUGAAUAUUCUGCACAUAUGUUCCAGUUCUUUGAUUGACAAUUCCUAUCACAGGUAUUGCCGGACAAACAUUCAUGGAGAUCAAAACUGCUACUUCACGGUAGCCUAUUGGUUCAAUUUUCUAAAUUUUCGUCAGUGGUUAGAAAAACUUCCAGAUCCACUUGGUGAUGUGUCAUUAAACAUUUACUGUUUUGAUGGAGCCCAUAUUUAUUUGCCGUUUCCAUUCCGGGCCAGAAAUCUCAAGAAACUGCAUGUUAAGAACUGUCUGAUCAGAAGUUUCAUGUCUGAGUGGAAUUCAACAUCGCAAUAUCCCGACAUCCUAGAGGAGCAAGAGAUAGAAAAUAGUGAAAUUGAGGUUGACUAUCAAACUAUGCAAGAAGUCAUUGGUAGCACACUCAACAAAAAGAAUGACUGUGGGCAGGAAACGCUUAUAAAGCUGACUUUGAAAAACAAUACAUACAAACCUGUGGUCAAGGAUCCAAAUGUUUCUAUGAAAUCCAUGGCUGAUUCAUUCGAGGCUUUUCAGGAUAGGAUGAAAUCUGCAGAUUAUUUGUGUAACUACAAACAUCUCAAAUACUUGGAACGUUCAGCUGAAACACCUCUUAGUAAAAACUACAUGAAUACUUUGACAGACAAAUCACAUUACCCAAGGUUAGAGACCAUCAAAAUGAGGUCAAAUAAAAUUGUGAAUUUCCCAGAACAGUUUAAGAGAUGGUGGGAUGUUUUUCCUACACUACGUGAACUUGAUCUAUCCAACAACUCAUUACAAAAUUUUUCAUUUGAUAUUCCUAGGAAACCCACAACAAACCUCGUACCUUUACUUGUAAAUCUUAGACAGAAUGACAUAAAAAUGGUUCCUUCAGACAUUGACAAGUAUUUGUCACAAUUACCUAUAAUUAUAGAUGUGGGAGAAAAUCCUAUAAAAUGUGAUUGCAACGCAGAGAAACUCGGAAAUUAUCUAAGAUCUGUUCGACGCCGAUAUCCUUUAUACAAAUACUUGACCGAGGUUGUAUGCAAAUCACCCAGUCAAGUAAAAGAUAUCAAACUUAUUUACAUAAACUAUGAAAAAUGUUCUCACACUAAGGAAAUCUAA
Messenger RNA from Saccostrea cuccullata (small rock oyster), 1128 nucleotides. RefSeq lists its product as uncharacterized. The transcript has a single exon. The record is from RefSeq and is a predicted model, not a curated record. Lineage: Eukaryota; Metazoa; Mollusca; Bivalvia; Ostreida; Ostreidae. Gene Ontology annotation, molecular function: protein binding. The coding region runs from base 1 to 1128 and encodes 375 amino acids.